UGUACGCGUGAGCAUUGUUUCCGUGUGUUAUGUGGGAAAUUAUCUCAUUGUUACUAAUUUUUAUAUCAUUUGUAUUGGGUAUUGGCGACCCGUAUGAUCGAGGAAGAAAGUAUAAGACUAUGGAAAGUGGUACGACAGUUCAUUUUUCUACCUUCGGUGGUUUACUUGACAGUUCCAAUUUUUAUAGUGACAAGUGCUAAGAGAAACUGGCGAAAUGCGAUCUAUUAUAUACUUUUGUGUUGUGCUAAUUUGCAUCGGUUCUUCUCAAUCGGCUGAAACUGCAGUGAAUGGCACGGCUUUAAUCCCUGAAAAAUCAAACGCAACAACAACUGUAACAACCUCACCGAUUGCGACAACAACUCGGCGUCCCUUGCUGCAAGGCCUGCGUUUGCCCUGCUCCUGUCAGGACGGCCAAUGCGGAUGUUGCACCGGAUAUAUUUUGGACAGGUUCAACCAAAAGGCCUGCCUCAACAUCACCUACGAGCCGGACGAUUUCGCAUUAACCGCCGCCAUGUCCAUGAACGGAAAAGUGCUUUACAAGAACAGCAUUUCGGGUAAAAACCCACCCCCGAUGUGCAUCCGAGUGCCGCGUCUCCAAUUCAUAAGAUUCUGCGUCGAGUUCUCCAACGUGUACAUCGCCAGCAGGAACAUCCACCUGUGCAUCGACGCCGAGGCCAACUGGGACGACUUCACCCUGCUCGAAUGGUCGUUCGAUUGCGUACGCCUGGGCGCCUCCGGAGUCGCCAUCGUUCCGCCGGAAGAAGGCGGUGGGCUGCCGCCGAACUCCAUCGACACCGAGGACCAGACCGACGAAGAUUACGACGACAGUGCCAGGAACGUGCCGCUGGAUAAGGAGAAACUCAUCCGGAAACCGGCCGUUAAUAAGAUUAUUUUCGAUAGCAACAUCAGGAGUGCCGCAAAAGUCAAGCCUAACAGGUCCAACGUGCAGGUCAAGAAACUGAGCAACGGGGACUAUUUUAUUUCUUAUGUUAAGGGGCACUUGUAAAGUUUUACCAAAGAUUUUCCUUGUUUUUAAUGUUUUAUUAUAUUCGUUUUGAGUA
Molecule: messenger RNA, 1061 nt
Organism: Aethina tumida (small hive beetle)
Lineage: Eukaryota; Metazoa; Arthropoda; Insecta; Coleoptera; Nitidulidae
Exons: 3
Coding region: 215-1006 (263 amino acids)
Molecular function (GO): iron-sulfur cluster binding
Source: RefSeq, a predicted model, not a curated record